This is a messenger RNA of Sinocyclocheilus grahami, 1860 nucleotides long. RefSeq names its product cyclin-dependent kinase-like 5. The coding region runs from base 1 to 1860 and encodes 619 amino acids. NCBI's taxonomy places the organism in Eukaryota, Metazoa, Chordata, Actinopteri, Cypriniformes, Cyprinidae. The record is from RefSeq and is a predicted model, not a curated record. The transcript has 10 exons.
AUGUGCAGAGACUUUCUCAGGAGCAGGGGCACAGAUUUUCCUUCUGUAAGUCAUCCUCAAACGCUUGAUAGACGGUACCUGGGCAUCAUCAAUGGACUCAUGUUGGAUUUAAUGAAGAACCUGCUUUGCCUGAACCCCACCGAACGCUUUCUGACAGAACAGUGUCUGAACCACCCGGUGUUUCAAGGCCUUAGAGGGCCAGAGCGGCCAGCUGCCCCGUCGCCCACCGCACCUCGCUCCUCAAAGAGAAAACCAUACCAUGGAGACAACACCAUACCCAGCCGGAGCCACGGCAGUAAGAGUUCAGGUCACCGGCACGCUAACAGCAAGGACUGCUCUUCUCUACCACGCCAUGAGGACCUCCACCGGAGCACCGACAGCUUCCUGAAUGGCAGCAACAUGCCGACCUCAUCCACCCUGAGUCCCACGCUACACCCCAAGAGCUACCAGGCCCAGACCCUGAGCCGCUCGGCCUCUAGCAGCAAAGACCUGGCCAACAACAACCUUCCCCACCUCCUCAGCCCCAAAGACGCAAAGGGAAAAACCGAGUUUGAUUUCAACCUGGGGCCUAAAGCUGGAGGUGCCACUGUGGGAGGAGACACCUCUACCGGCAAGUACCUUAAGUCGUCCAAACAAGGCCGCCACUCGUCCUUCCUGGAAGGGAAGACCAGCACGCUGCAGUCUGGGGACAAACACAGUCGCCAUAACUACAUGGAGUCCUCACACGGAUCCAUGCCUUCCACAUCCUCCUCCAAAAGCUCCUCGUCCUUCCUCAGCCUGUCCAAGAGCCACGGAGCGCUGAACGAUGCCAAGUCUGUGAGCAAUCUGGCCGAGACACGACUCCACCUAGACGAUCCCAUGGUGGGAUCAGGCUCGGGCUCCCGCUACUUCCCGUCCAGCUGUCUGGAUCUAAACGCGGCUCCCGGGAGCCCCAGAGGCGAACGGCACGCUGGGACGGAGCGGCAGGGUCACAGCCCCAGCAGUCGGGGGAACGCGCGACUAGAAGGGGGCACUCUGGAUUCACGACGUUCUUCGGGUCGGAAAAAGACACCGGAUGAACCGAAGGCUACAGACACACUGGACCUAAGCAGGGCUGCGGCAGCAGGGGGCGGCCAUGCUCACAACCUGCCCUCCCCCCAUGAAUCCUAUCCUUACGGUCUUGGCUACACCAGCCCAUUUUCCUCGCAGCAGCGACCUCAUCGCCACUCCAUGUACGUGCGGAGAGAGCGACACCGGCCGCACGGCCAGGAGGCAAAUUUGGUGGUCGGGCAGGGAGUGCCAACACGUGCCAGCAGCCUACAACUCCUCUCGCCGCAGCUCCAGCAUCGCACACUCCCACGCCACAACACUAGUUCCUCUCGAGAAGAACUCCCGCAAGAUCUGAGCAGGAAUGAACAGUCUCCCAAAGAGAAGCCUCAUUCUCGACCCCCGAUUAAAGAUUCUACGAGGGACAACACAGCUUCCUUCCACUCACAACGCCCAAAAAACGAGGCUGGGAUGUACCACGACACUCAUAUGGAGGAUGGAACCUCAUCCAAGGAAAACAGAAUGAUCUACAGUGACUCGAUGCCUCGCAGAGUGGGAAGCUUUUACAGAGUCCCCUCUCCUCGACCUGACAACUCGUUCCAUGAGAGUGCCGGACAGAGUCGAGUCCCACCGGUGGCGGCGGAAAGCACAGCCAUGACAAACCACCCCAAACGUCAGACCAAUUUUGACCCCUGGAAUAAUUCAGAGGCCAUGGUCAUGAACCCACCAGAGGUCCCUAAACAAAAAGAAAAACAAGGUUUCUUUAGAGCCAUAAAGAAGAAAAAGAAGAAGUCACAGCCGAGUACAAGUGGGAAACAGCACCCUAACGUUUAA